Messenger RNA from Drosophila montana, 3137 nucleotides. RefSeq lists its product as uncharacterized. The record is from RefSeq and is a predicted model, not a curated record. The coding region runs from base 542 to 3088 and encodes 848 amino acids. NCBI's taxonomy places the organism in Eukaryota, Metazoa, Arthropoda, Insecta, Diptera, Drosophilidae. The transcript is spliced from 2 exons.
UCAAUAAAAAACCGUUUUUUGUGUGCAGUAAAAUUAAAAUGUAUUUAUAAAAAUAAAAUGUGAACCGUGUGCAUUUAUCAGCAGCCACAACCACUUUUUUGUUUGCUGGAGCGACUUGUGAAAUAACUACAAUAAGCUACGACUUGUUGUUUUAUUGGUUGCGGUGCUGAGCACUCAGGCAAGCAUUAUCAGAAAACGUGAGGUGCAGCAGCAAGCCAAUGUGGUGCCCCAGGUGGCUGAGAACCCAGUGCAGCCGGAACAGUCGAAGGUAGAGCAAGCCAAUGAGGUGACCCAGCUUGCUGAGAACCCUGCGCAAGCUAAUGUGGUGCCCCAGCUGGUUGAAAGACCUGUGUACCCGGUUCGAUCGACGGAAGAGCAAGCCAAUGGGGUGAUCCAGCUGGCUGAGAACCAGGUUGCGCACCCGGAACAGUCGACGGUAGAGAAAGUCAUUGUGGUGUCCCAGGUGGCUAAAAACCCUAUCCAGCCGGUACAGUCGAAGGUAAAUCCAGUUAAUGUGGUGUCCCAGGUGGCUGAGAAUCCUAUGCAUCCGGUACGAUCGACGGUAGAGCAAGCUAAUGAGGUCUCCCAAGUAGCCGAGACUCCCGUGCAACCUGUACCAUCGACAGUGGAGCAAGCGAAUGUGGUGCCCCAGCUGGUUGAAAGCCCUGUGUACCCGGUUCGAUCGACGGAAGAGCAAGCCAAUGGGGUGAUCCAGCUGGCUGAGAACCAGGUUGUGCAGCCGGUACAGUCGACGGUAGAGAAAGUCAAUGUGGUGUCCCAGGUGGCUAAAAACCCUAUCCAGCCGGUUCAGUCGAAGGUAAAUCCAGUUAAUGUGGUGUCCCAGGUGGCUGGGAAUCCUGUGCAGCCGGAACAGUCGAAGGUAGAGCAAGCUAAUGAGGUCGUCCAGCUGGCUGAGAACCCUCUGCAGCCGGUACAGCCGAAGGAAGAUCCAGUCAAUGUGGUGUCCCAAGUAGCCGAGAUUCCCGUGCACCCGGUUCGAUCGACGGUAGAGCAAGCCAAUGAGGUGAUCCAGCUGGCUGUGAAUCAGUUAGUGCAGCCGGUACAGUCGACGGUAGAGCAAGCCAAUGAGGUGUCCCAGGUGGCUGAGAACCCUGCGCAACCUAAUGGGGUGUCCCAGCUGGUUGAAAGCCCUGUGCACACGGUUCGAUCGACGGCAGAGCAAGCCAAUGAGCUGAUCCAGCUGGCUGAGAAUCCUGCGCAGCCGAUACGAUCGACGGUAGAGCAAGCUUAUGACGUCUCCCAAGUAGCCGUGAUUCCCGUGCAACCAGUACGGUCGACAGUGGAGCAAGCUAAUGAGGUUUCUCAGCUAGUUAAGAAUCCUGCGCAAGCUAAUGUGGUUUCCCAGCUGGCUGAGAAUACUGCGCAUCUGGUACAGUCAAAGGUAGAGCAAUCCAAUGUAGUCUCCAAAGUUUCUGAUUUUCCUGUGAAGACGGUUCGAUCGACGGCAGAGCAAGCUAACGAGGUGUCCCAGGUGGCUGAGAAUCCUGCGCUAGCUAAUGUGGUGUCCCAGGUGGCUGAAAACCAUGUGCAGCCGGAACAGUCGAAGGAAGAGCAAGUCAAUGUUGUCUCCCAGGUGGCCGGGUUUCCUGCGCAGCCGGUACGAUCGACGGUAGAGCAAGCCAAUGAGGUCUCCCAAGUGGUUGAAAACCCUGUCCAGCCGGUACAGUUGAAGGUAGAGCAAGUCAAUGUUGUCUCUCAGGUGGCUAACAAUCCUGCGCAGCCCGAACAGUCGGAGGUUUCCAAUGUAGCUAAUGUGGUAGCCCAAGAUGUCCCGCAGAUAGUGCAGCAGCAGAAGCAGGAGGAGCCUAAGCUGUCCCAUGUGGUGGCCAAAGAAGUCAAGGCUCAGCAGUCCCAAGCGUCAAAUGUGUUGCCUAAGACAGCAGCUGUUCCAGUGCCACAAGAAAUCCCUGAGAUCGUGCAGUCCCAGGCGCCAAAAGUGAUGGUCGAAGAAAAACCAGUUGCUGACAAGGAAUUCAAGACAGUGCAGAAGCAAGCCACCAAUGAGAUCGCUAAGAAUGAGAUCACGGAGCAAGUCGUAGACAAAGUGGAGGGCACUGGCAAUCAGGCUGUGAAUAAGGUGCAGGCUGAAGGACGCAACAAAUUUGAACUGGAAGGUGGAGAGUAUUAUCCGGACGAGUUUUUCAUUGUCGAUACGGAUGCAGUGACUGCCAACAAUACGCACACAACCGCAAAGCCGCCGAACAACACCCACAUUCACAACCAUUCGCACGAUCAUCAUUAUAUACAAUACAAGCCGGCGCUGUUUCCGCUGCCGCCACCAUUCUUCGGAGGUUUCGUGCCACAGGGUUCAGGCUCAGGUUCUUACCAUACCGACAACAAAUAUGGCAGUUGGCCCAGUUACAACAACAGCAACGUGGUCAACCCAGUGCCCCCUUAUGGCGGUGGAAACGUUCAUCAUUCGUAUGGUAAGCCCGGCUUCAUUUCUCUACCUCUGCUGCCUAUUCCCUUCUGGAAACCCCAUGGCGGUGGUCAAGUCGUCAAUUACACAGACACACAACAGACGGAACAGCUUUACAACAAAAAGCCCUACUAUAACAAUGGUGGUACGUACUACGAUCCCCCGGAGUUCUAUAUACACGAGCGCCGCGCGCCCGAGGGUCAGGAUCAACAACAAGGAGCACCCAAUCAGCAGGCUCUUCAGCUAAUCGGCCACAUCUUCAUCUACAAAACACCCGAGACUGCACCAACCCAGCCUAACCCAAAGCCAGCCGUACCCGUAGCAAGUGAUGAUAAGAAGUCUGAAGCAAGUAAUGAUAAUACGACCAAGUCUGAAGGCUCUCCCAUCAAAAUCCAUGAACAAGUCGGCAACUCUCAGCUGCUGCUUCAGCCUGUUCUUUAUGCUCCGACCAACAAUAAGGAAGAGGGCGGCUUCAGUCCCAACCAGAUCAAUGAGAUCUACCGGAGUCUUCACCAGGUGCAUCCCUCGAACCAGCAGCGCUCUAAGUCACCGGAGGCCAAUGAUGAUAACGCUGUGCUCUUUGCCGUCGAGAUACCCAAGCCAAUCUAUCGCUUCUUCAAGUCCAUCGCUGGCGUCUUCACCUACUAAAUAUGCUCUCAAUGACCCAAACGGAAACAAGAACAACAAUCAUCAACAA